AUGAGUUCGAUGACUAGCCAGAGAAAGUCGCACGUCUUCCGGGUGACAGGCCUGUCGAGGGAGCUGCCUGAUGAGAACCUCAAGACCGCUUUACAAGAGGCAAUCAACAACAACCUCACCGACGACGAGAGAUCGCAUAUCCAGGCUGAGAUUACCAUCGUGCCUUCAUGCUAUGAAAGCGAUACGCAGAGGGUGGCACUGGUGCAUUUUCGCGGUGGGGUGCCUCAGUUCCUUCAUGAGCUGAGAAAUGAUCCGCUCGAUGACUGGCAGGUCGAGAUGGGAGACGAUGACAUCAACUUUGACGGCCACUUCUUUGGAUUCACCCAGCUCUACGUGUCGGAUGACGAUCAGCCAGUGGCUGCAGAUAUCAUUGCCAUUGCCGGACUGGAUGGACAUGCAUAUGGAUCCUGGCAAGGAACAGGAAAUCUCGGUCGGAUGUGGCUCCGCGACUUUCUGUCGAAGGAUCUUCCGCAGUGCCGCACCAUGAUCUACGGGUACAACUCCAAGCUGUCGAGCCACGGAGUCGAUACGAUUCUCGACUACGGGCGGGAACUAAUGGAGGAGAUCAAGAAGAUCCGAAACACGAAGGAGGUAGGAGACGCGUUUGACUUGUCUACGGACGGCAAGUUUGGGCUGACACUUCGACUAGCUCCAGCAGAGACCUCUGAUAUUCAUCGCACACAGCUUUGGGGGCAUUAUCUUGGCUCAUGUGGGACUCCCAACCGGGCCAUCCAGACGAUGGAGGAAGACCACCCGGCGAUCACAUCCCUACAUCGAGCCACAUACGGCAUGAUGCUUUUCGCGAUCCCACAUAAAGGAUUGGUGAUGGACGAUAUCCAACAGAUGUUGGCCGGCGAUGGGCGCCAUCCGCGAGGACAGUUGCUGCAGCAGAUCUCCAGUAAAUCGGACCUACUGAUCCAUCAACUGGCCGACUUCAAAAAUCUGAUCCGGGACCGUAAGGUGGUCAGCUUCUAUGAGACAGAGCAAACGAGGCGGUUGGUAUUGGACUCAGAAAGCGGACGAUGGAAACGUACUGGUGAAUUUAUGACGACAGUUGGGGUGGAUUCGGCCCUCCUCCAGCUCCCCGAUCAUAUAGAUAACAAGGUGCCGCUGCACGCCGAUCACUCGAUGUUAGUCAAAUUUGACACUCCUUACGUGGCUGGUUAUCGAACGGUGCGCGAUAGACUGCUCCAGUUCUCAAAAGACGCGCCACCGGUCGUGGCGGCUCGAUUUGCCCAAAUUCAUCCGACAGCCCAGCCACUUUCCACGGUGCCUUCCAAGAGAGACCGGAUGUUUUUGCACCGUGAAGAGACAAGGGUAAAUUAUGAGGCGAUCAGUCAGCGUCAUGAGCGGUUGAAACUGGUGGGGUUAGCUGACGUUCGAAAUAACCAGACAGCUAUCAAACCUACAAAUAUCUCCUCGCCUAUCAUAUAUCUCGCUGUUAGCGUCCAUCCUUAUGGUCGUCUCGACAUGUCCCUCAAGACCCUGCGGAUUGUGCCUGAUAAUGCAGAAAUAAUGCAAUUUUCCAAAAAAGGGAGCCUAGCCGACGUGCAAUCGCUUUUCACGAAAGGCUUAGCAGACCCAACGGAUGUGAAUUAUAGCUGGGGAGUACCUGUGCUCAGUUAUGCCGUUCAAGGCUUACAUUUGGACCUCUGCAGGUUUUUGAUCAGAGAGGGUGCCCUUCCGAACGUGGAGAAUAGAUCAAAUGUGUCAGCUCUUGAUAGAGCAUGGGAUAUUUUUCUAUCGCAAAGCUGUGAUUCUGAAACGGAGCAAAAACUUCGAUCAAUUUUCUCAUUAUGGUUUGACUCGGUCUGGUUUGAAGACCAGCAAUUCACCAGUCUACAUAAAAUUGUGCUCGGCGCGGUAGAUUAUGACCUCGAAGAUCAGUUGAAAUUAUCCACAUCAAGUAUCAACGAAAAAGAUUCCAAAGGGUGCACUGCUCUUGCUUGGGCGGCUGCUCGAGGAGAUAUAAGUUCUGUGAAGACCCUGCUAUCCUUUGGUGCAAAUCCCGAAAUUAGCUGUGAUACAGGAAACAACCCUCUUUUGCGGAGUGUUCGCGCCAAGUCCCCGGAAUGUGUCAGGCUUCUCCUGGAGUUUGGCGCCGACGUGCGACAAAAAAGCACACUAGGAUUCACUGCUCUACACUAUUCAGCCUACUAUCGAGAUGACGAAGCUUUAAUACAGACACUUCUCGGAUUUCGGGCUCAAAUCGAUGAAAAGGACAACUAUGGUUGGACUCCUCUCUCAUGCACUGCAGAGUAUGAUCAGCAUAAGAGUGCCCGAGUUCUAUUAAAUUACGGAGCAGAUCCAAAUAUCGCUGACAACAUUGGAUGGACCUCUAUGUUGAGAGCUGUGAGCUCAAACAGUCAUAAUGUCCUGAAACUACUCAUGGAGAAGGGUGCCGAGUACUGUUCUCUAUCCUCCCGUCUAGAGACGAUUCUUCAUAUUGCAGCGGCACGAGGUGAUAUCAAGACCAUUGAACUACUCACAGUUGCGAAAAUGAGGGGACUUAAUGCCGAUUUGAAAGAUAUCGGUGGUCGUACGGCGGCGGAUAUAUUCUUUUCUAGGGAUCAACGGGCACCAGAUCUUGUUGCUGCUUUCACCAAUCUUUUGAAUUCUGUGAGGAUUUUUUGA
Molecule: messenger RNA, 2634 nt
Organism: Penicillium odoratum
Lineage: Eukaryota; Fungi; Ascomycota; Eurotiomycetes; Eurotiales; Aspergillaceae
Product: ankyrin repeat domain-containing protein
Exons: 9
Coding region: 1-2634 (877 amino acids)
Molecular function (GO): protein binding
Source: RefSeq, a predicted model, not a curated record